Homarus americanus (American lobster) is the source of this 6216-nucleotide messenger RNA. Its product is annotated as ubiquitin carboxyl-terminal hydrolase 31-like. The coding region runs from base 422 to 4786 and encodes 1454 amino acids. The transcript is spliced from 16 exons. Gene Ontology annotation, molecular function: cysteine-type deubiquitinase activity. NCBI's taxonomy places the organism in Eukaryota, Metazoa, Arthropoda, Malacostraca, Decapoda, Nephropidae. Gene Ontology annotation, biological process: protein deubiquitination. The record is from RefSeq and is a predicted model, not a curated record.
AACAGUAGUCAUUGGGUGUCAGAGGGGUGUAGUACUACGUCUCACCGGGGUGUAGUACCACGUAGUGACUAGUGAUAAUGGUGUGGUGUUGAUGGUGAUCUGUGAAUUUGUUAAAGAGUUGCGGGUGGUGGUUUAGUGAGAAAUGCCCGUGGCACGUUCAGUCUCGGCGUCUCAGCUGGCCCGAGGAGAGGGAUCCCUUACUAGCCCUCCUGGUACACCUGACGCCCCAGUCCUCCUCCUUAAAGCCCACACACUUGACAGGCUCGAGUAAGAAGCAAUAGAGGAAGAAUUUAUACCAGAAUAUCCAGAAAAAAAAUGUUGAUAUGUUGACCAUCUUGCCAAGAUUACCAGUACCAACAUGUCAUUUCUCUCUUCUCCAGUGGUACUGAGGCUUAUGUAAAGAUUUUCUAAACCAUCAACAAUGAAUGGACACGCAGAGCCUCGUAGGAAGCGACCAUUUAUGUCUUUCAGGCUGAGCAAAAAGCCUGGGAAAUAUAAGGAAAGUGGAUUGCCACCGAAGGGCGAUAUCAAUCAGAUUCCCGGAAGUGUGACGGAGUCCACAAUACAGUCGAGCAUGAUCAGUGAAAAUGGUGUGGAGAGCCUGGAUGGUGGCAGUGAUUCCAGCAGUGCCUCGGUAAAACCAAAGAAAAAGUAUCUCACUCGAAUGAGUUCGUUUGUGAGUCGGGUAGCUUUCAAGGUGCAAGGGGGCGCCCCAAACGCGCCAGUGGGGGUUCACAGAGGGAAGCUCGAACAUAGCAAGACCAUCUCGGUGUCCGACCUCCAGAGUCCCAAAGCGGAGGAUUAUGUCGAGUUUGAGGAGGGGAAGGUACCCGGAGUCAUGGGCAUCCGUAACCAUGGCAACACUUGUUUUAUUAAUGCAGUGAUACAGUGCCUCAAUCAUACCGACGUUCUUGCCGAGUACUUCGUCUUGGACCAGUAUAAACACGACCUGGCCAGAUGUAAUAAAAUCAAUUCCAAAAAAUAUGGCACCAGGGGGGAGAUCACAGAACAAUUAGCCGUGCUGUUAAAGGCUCUUUGGACUCUAAGAUACGUGCCCGAUCUGUCCAUGAACUUUAAGAACACCGUGGACAAGUUCGAGUCCAUUUACCGCGGCUCACAGCAACACGACGCCGCCGAGUUCCUGAUGUUCGUGUUGGACAAAGUUCACGAGGAUCUCAAUACGGCAUCCAAGAGGAAGUACAAGAAGAUAAAGAAUACGUAUGGGCGUCCUGACGAGGUGGUGGCGGCAGAGACUUUAGCUAACCACCUCAGAUGUAACAGCAGUUUUAUACACGAUAUAUUCCAGGCACAGUUCCGGUCGUCGCUGAAGUGCCCUCACUGCCAGAAGGAAUCGAACACCUUCGACCCAUUUCUCUGUGUGUCCAUUCCUAUCCCCCAGCGACAAGUACAGUCCAUAUUUGUUACCAUUGUCUACCUCAAUCAACAACCCAAGCAGGUCCAGCUGGGUGUGAGUAUAGAAGCCAACGCGAGUGUCCGAGAGUUGCGGAAACAGUUGGCGGAAGACUGCGGGAUCUCUACCGAAAGCCUUAUUAUUACGGAGGUGGACGGGGAAGGAUUCCAUAGAACCUUUACUGACGGUGCAUCGGUGAAUGUGAUUAGUGAUAAUGACCCUAUAUAUGCCAUUGAGUUGCCUCCUCACAAACCGCCCACGCAAGAAAGUGGUGCCUUCAUCCUCGUCACGUGGGUCAAUGUAGUCCUGGCUGAACCCGACAAUAUAAGGUUCGGCGGAGUUUACCAGAGUCAGGUGGUGCGAGAUGUCACUUACGUAGAUCUACAGAAGCUCCUCCUCAAAGAGAUGACCACCAUGGUUACCAACGACACGCUAACGUCUGAACAGGAAAGUGGACUGUUUCUGAUUGGUGUCGACGAUGGUGGAAGUUGUGUCGUCUGCCUUGACCCAGCCCUCGAUGUGCCGCUGUUCCAUGAAAGUGUGGAGCAGGCGUUGGCACUCUGUGAGUCUUCUGCUGGCCCCCCACACAUAAAGCUCAUUCUGCAGUGGACUUCAGAAGCCAAAGAGAAGUACAUUAUUGACGAUGUUGACCACGUGGAUGUCCAUUCUAGUGUGAAGGACUUGAAGGAGAACCCCCAACAUUGUGCCUCAGUCUCCCUGCACCAGUGUUUACAGCUUCACACGUCGGCUGAGAAACUCGGAUGUGGCGAUGCAUGGCACUGCCCGACUUGUAACCGCAAGCAGCAGGUGGUGAAGAGACUCAUGCUAUGGUCAGCGCCACAGAUACUUGUCAUACACCUAAAACGAUUCAGACAAGGUACCCUUCAGACUAAUUCAUCCAAACUCUCCACUGCCGUCAAAUUCCCACUCGCUGGAUUUGACAUCUCCGACCACGUAGCCGGUAAACCUAACACCACCCACACCAACACCAACGUGGACUCCAGUGUGUUGGGAGGCGUGUGGUCGCCCUGGAAGAGACCAAAGCGUUAUAUACCUCACAGCGAGGAUAAUGUUUACGAUCUCUACGCUGUUUGUUACCAUCAUGGGAAGGACAUGCAAGGGGGUCACUACACCGCAAUGUGCAAGAACACUGCUGACAACAAGUGGUACAGCUACGACGACAGCAAAGUGGAAGCCGCCUCGGAGGACAAGGUGGUCGACCCUGAUGCCUACAUUCUCUUUUAUCAGAGGCGAAGUGAUGCAACCCAUUUGAGCUCCAUUGAUGGAAGUUUGUUAGAGCAUUGGGCUUAUAGAAUACCCCUGUCAUACCUGCCGUCAUCUCUCACGCCACUGGCUAACAAGGAGAACAAAGUACCACCACCACCAUUUGAGAGAGGACGGUCGUACGGGACGUUACCUGUGAGCGCAAGGAACCAGAGGCAGACUUCAAUAGAGAGGGAUCACUCGUCUGACACCGAAGCACCGCUGGCUUCCCAUGAUGAAUCGCCCAUCCUGAAAAGAAGAUCCACCAACACUUUGCAUGAAAAUGAAGAUUCACCCAACGAUGACGCACCAAAGUCAAACCUCAAGAUAGAAACAAUUAAAGUUGAUGUUUUGCCAACACAGAAUGGAACAGAGAAUGGUGAUGAACAUAUGGAGUGUGAUAAUAGUGUUUCCAGCCUUCAGGACAGUGACCAGGAGAUGUCAGAGUUGCCGAGGAGUUCUUCUGGCAAGACGGUUUUAAUAUCUCGAUGCCAAGCUCUAAGAGACCAAGACCUGACGGAUGGAAGCGAAUCCCCGCCAGUUUCAGGUACCCCUAAUGGACACGCAGAACCCGCACAGACUGACGAGGUGGCGAAGAACGAGGAGACCGACGUGCCUUUAUUAGACAGCCGAGAGACUGAAGAUAGCCAAGAAGAGCAAACACCUGAAGUACGAAUCCACCCAGCCACACCAGAAGUGCUUGCAGCUCAUCAGGGACACACUGAAGGGCAGCCCAAACGUAGCGUCAUCACUCUUACCCUCCGCCCUAGAAACCCCAGCGAGUGCUCGAGUGGAGGAGUGUGUGAGUCCCGCGUGAGAGUCGUGUCUCGUACCCCGAGUGUGGUCAGCUCGUGCAGCACCGCCAGCAAUACCAGUAACCCCGUAGUAAACGGCGUGGAUCACGUGUAUCAGAAUGGUAAUGUAGACGAUCACCACAGAGAAAAAAUAUUUGGUCUUUCUUCUGACUUGACACCUGAAGUGAGGAUCACACCAUUGCCCAAGUCAUUUGAGCAAGCGGCAAACCUUGUUCCCUCCAGAGUGUCGACACGGUGCACAAAUGCAAACAAAACUGCGAGCUUUGUCGUGAUAAAUACACCAUCAGUCAGUCCAAGAGCACCACGGCCAAAGACUCCCAUCUCCAGUUGCUUAAAUGGCUCACCAAGACCUUUUCCCCCACGAAAUCCAACAAAACCGAGGGAUUCUUCUGCAGAUUCGUUUAAGAAUCAGCGGCCUAUGGUCACUAGGAAAGAAAAUAUGGUGUCAACAAAGCAAUCUAUAACCAAUUGCAAGAACCAAAAUCUGCUGCCAUCAGUUAGUUACUGUGGCUCUGUUAAGAACUGUUACAAUGGUGUAAGUGCUAAGAUUGACCGAUUUGAAAGAGGAGACUUCAAGUGCAAUUCUAAAUGUGAUAAGAGAGACCUUGGGUAUGAGAGGGAGGACAAGUACAAGAGAGAACAGCCAUAUUUUAGAGAUUCAGUUUAUGAUCGAGAACUAAAAGGUGACAAUGACAGCAACAAGUAUGAGAGGGACUGUAGGUACAACAGAGACAUUAAAUAUACCAGGGACUCAAGGUAUGAUGGUGAUCUCAACUUUGAUAAUGAUUUUAAAUUUGACCGAGACUUGAAGUUUGACAGAGACAUCAGAUGUGAUAGAGAUUACAAAUAUGACAGAGUGAAUCACUGUGACAGGGACUAUGACAGAGGGAACCAUUGUGACAGAGAAUAUGACAGAGUGAAUCACUGUGACAGAGACUAUGACAGAAUGAAUCACUGUGACAGAGACUAUGACAGAGUGAAUCACUGUGACAGGGACUAUGACAGAGUGAAUCACUGUGACAGAGACUAUAAGUAUGAGAGAGAGGGGUUGUGUGAGAGGGAGUACGAGUAUAAUGGAGACUCCAAGAGUAAUCGAGAUUUUAGAUACGACAGAGAUCUGGCGUACGACCGAGACUCAAAGUACGACUUGAAGUACAGCAGAGGAGAGGCCAGAUGUGAGCGAGACUGUAUAUAUGAGAGAGGAGAGAGCCGGGACCACUGCCCCUCACAGGAGUAUCCUAAGGGACUACCCAACACUGCCACAAACCCCCCAGUAAUCACCGAGUCCAGCGUAUGAUAGCGCCUACAGUGCUGUUUGCACUUCUUACCAGAGUCAUUUAAUUUUUAGCAAAUUGUAAUUUUUUCAUAAAAAAAAAAUAUAAAACCAAAGGUUUUAUGAGACAAGUGUGAUAUAAUUUAUUUCAUGUUACCACAGAGAUGUAUGUACUGUACAGUAAGUGAACAUCAGAUGGUAGCCGUUCAUUCCACUUGACAUGAUUGGCAACAUGCAGCUUUGGUAUUUGCUUUGAAGAAAGUCUACAGAAUGUUCUUUCCUUUCUUAAGAUAUUUAUAUGGUACAUGUGUAUUAUCUUUUAUGCAAGUCUUUAGCAUUUAAGAUAUUCAGGUUGACUAUACAUUUUAUGAUGCACAUAUGCUUUUUCACAUGCACGUGCUGUUUAUACAUUCCAUAUUUGCAGAUUUCGUACAUAUAGAAGAUGUGUAAAUACUUUUUACCGAGAAAUGUUUAUUAAGAUUUUUAUAAAACGUGCCUAAAAUGAGGUUUAAGAAUAUAUAUAAAUAUAUAAAUAAUAUUGAGUUUAGUUAUUGAGGUGUGGCAGUUUGUGACGGUUGGCCUCGACCGGUGUGAACGCUGGCAGCUCAAAUAUGUUAGGGGAGUUCCUGUGCCAGUGACAGUCUGUACACUCUGCCAUCCUCACAACAGGCAGCAGUUAUUAAUGAAAAAAAUGUGUUUGGUUAUACAAAUGUUGUAUCAGCUGUGUGACGUUGCAUUUUCAGUAUGCACAAAGUCAUGAAAAUUCUUCUUAAUAUAGAUAAUAAAUAUGUGGGGUGUGAAUGUUUGUUGUUUGUUUGGGAUGUGUAUGUAAGUGUGUAUGUUUGUAUGUUGUCUUAAGAUAGGCAUUCAUUCAUGUUUCAAAUACAGGUAUAGUGAAAAUUUUACUUAGCAAAAUUUGAAGAUGUUUCGUGGACUUUUCUUUUCCAACCUUUUAUGGACUGAAUUGAAGUGAUACAUUACAGUAAUGCACUCACGACCAUACCACUAGAUGCACUUCAGAUUGUCUCUCAUGCUAUUUCUACCUUUUUAUUUUAAAUUCAAUGACAACGCCCUCCCCUCCCCUCCCCACCCAAGUCUUGACGGGGAACAAGAGACACCUUUUGAAUGUCGACACCUGUCAAGCUGGUUGUGGUAUUUUAACAAGCGAGUGUUUAUUUUUACAACUUAGAAACUUAGAUAGAUACACAGGUGGAUUUCUUAUAUCAAGUGUGUUGCGAGUGUACUUCUUGGUUAUGUUUCUCGUGUAUGGACUUUCAUGUGGCUGUGGUGAGCUUGUUACUGUUUUAUUUAUGGCUGCUAUAUUUGAAAAUCAACCCAAAGGUAAUGUAUUUUUUUUUUGACAAGAGACCAUAUCAGUUUUGUUAUUCUACGAAGGCACUUGAUUUGUAUAUAUUUGGUCAGAAUAAUAAUAAUAAUAAUAGUUGCUAAACCCU